Molecule: messenger RNA, 1032 nt
Organism: Drosophila eugracilis
Lineage: Eukaryota; Metazoa; Arthropoda; Insecta; Diptera; Drosophilidae
Exons: 1
Coding region: 1-1032 (343 amino acids)
Source: RefSeq, a predicted model, not a curated record
AUGGAUUUGUUUAUCCGAAAAGAGCUGACUGUUCUAGGCAGCGGCACUGAGCUCGAGAAUGUUGUAUCUCAUUGCAUCAAGCUACUCACAUGGCUACGCGCAUGUCAGGAGGAGAUACGCUCCCAGCAUUGUCAUCUGGAACUUAACCAAACCGUUGUUGAAUCCCUGCUGAAGGCUCACAUAUAUCUGUUCGAGUGCUAUGAUCGCUUUGGCGAAUCCCUGGCCGAUCGCUGUGAUUCCAAUAGUUUUUUUGAGGGGUGCUCCAGCGCCGAAGAUCGUAAGCAGUGCAUCAGAGAGCUGUGCAGGAAUAUUGUGAAUACACGAAAAGGAGAAGCGCAUGCGCCAAUCCUUUAUUUAUUGCAUAGAACGUUUGCUGAGAUUCAACCUGCUUGGAGUGUAAUUCGUGAUCUGGACUGGUCAGAGAUCCGGAAAUCCGACACACUGAACGGUAGUGAUCUUAUCAAUCCUGAUCUUCACCAAAUGCGACGCCUGGUGAAGCGAAUUUGUCGUUUGUCCAGCUUUCAGCAUAUGCAGAUCGCUCUGAAACGCUCUCUAGUGCUGGUCGGCUUCCAGGUAUGGCUGAACCUUUUCCAGGAGUUAAGAGAAAGUGAAAUCCAUUCCGACUGCCACUUAGUGCGUCAUAUGAUCUGCGACAUUCUGACAGAGGGAGAAACACCCACCAGUUCGGCUUUUUUGCACAAUAUCUAUCUAUUCGUAUCUCAGUCCGCCAACAAGGUUAGAUUCUGGGCAUGUCUGGAGCAUGUGCGUCUGCCUGGUAGCCUGAUUGCCUACUUAACCGGCCAUUGGAGCCGUUACCUGCCAUAUAUUGACCUGGAUGAAAUGCAAAUGACCGCCGAGGCUCCUAUCGCCCAAGUACCAUUGAACGAGGCUAUAUAUGUGACCCACCUGAUGCUGGUAACCGGAUCCCCCUGUCGCCGCGAAUUCAGUCACCAGCUACGCACCCUACUGUCUGCCAAAUCUUGGGCCCUGCUUCUGGAGCUGCUCAAUAAAGUGGCCUUUGUAUUCAGUUGA